Messenger RNA from Malania oleifera, 1272 nucleotides. RefSeq names its product probable WRKY transcription factor 65. The record is from RefSeq and is a predicted model, not a curated record. The coding region runs from base 239 to 1090 and encodes 283 amino acids. The transcript is spliced from 3 exons. Gene Ontology annotation, biological process: regulation of DNA-templated transcription. NCBI's taxonomy places the organism in Eukaryota, Viridiplantae, Streptophyta, Magnoliopsida, Santalales, Ximeniaceae. Gene Ontology annotation, molecular function: transcription cis-regulatory region binding; DNA-binding transcription factor activity. Gene Ontology annotation, cellular component: nucleus.
AUCUAGAAUUAGAAUAUUCAAAAAAUGAAGCGUAUUUGGUUGCACGUCCCCAAUAAACUACACAGCUGCCAAUCUGUCAAAGACGACUCCUUCCCAUAUUAAAACACCACCUUCCCCACCCUUCCCCAUCUUUCCUCAUCUUACCCCCUUCUUCACCUCCAAAUCAUCCCCAAUCCAUCCCUCCACUAGAUCCUCGCCGUCCAUCAUCGUCCGUGCCUUCAAUCCCCGCCGUCCUUUAAUGAUGGACCGCAGAUUCCACACCAACCCUUUUCUCCACGAUCAGCAGGACGAUCCCGGAACCUCCCCGGAAAACGCCCCCGACUCUCCCCUCUCCGGCGACGACACCAAGGUGUCUGCUACCGCGCCCUCCCCUCAAAAAAGUAAGAGGAGUGUGCAGAAGAAGAGGGUGGUGUCGGUACCAAUUGGUGACGUGGACGGAUCUCGGAGCAAGGGGGAGGGAUACCCGCCGUCCGAUUCGUGGGCCUGGAGGAAGUACGGCCAGAAGCCCAUUAAAGGGUCCCCUUAUCCCAGGGGAUACUAUCGAUGCAGCAGUUCCAAGGGUUGCCCCGCCCGGAAGCAGGUCGAGAGGAGCCGCCUGGACCCCACCAUGCUCCUCAUCACCUACUCCUUCGAUCACAACCACCCCUCGCCGCCCCACAAACACCACCCCCACCACCACCACCACCACCACCCUGCUGUCGCAGUCGCUGCCGCCGCCGCCCCCACCUCGGCCGCGGCUUCCCCUCUCGUCCUGCCCGACGAAGAUCGCGCCGUCUUCGCGACCCAACCGGAUCUCGAUCCCGACGACAAGUUCACUGACCUCGGCGACGACUCGCUGCUCGCGGCCGGCGAGUUCGGGUGGUUCUCCGACGUCGCCUCCACCGUCCUCGAGAGCCCCGCUCUCCCCGGAGGCUGCCACGUGGACGAGGUGGCCGUCGUGUACCCGAUGGGCGAGGAGGACGAGUCCCUGUUCGCCGACCUCGGCGAGCUGCCGGAGUGCUCGGUUGUUUUCCGGCGAAGCUUUCUGGAGCAGAGCGAGUCGGGUCGGCGGUGUAGCAUUGCGGCUCCCUGGUGCGGCGGUACAGGAUAAGACCGCUGCUCCCCCUUCGCUUUGUCUUAAUUUUCAACGGUGGAGAUGGUCUUAAUCCACGUGAUGCGUUGUCCAUGGGCCACAUGACACGAAAACGUUUUAAAUAUGAUUCAUUUACCAUUUUUUCUUUGUUUUAAUUUAAUUUUUGAUCAAUAAAAGGGCAUUAAUUAUUUAGCAUGGAA